This is a messenger RNA of Nematolebias whitei (Rio pearlfish), 721 nucleotides long. Its product is annotated as TRAF-interacting protein with FHA domain-containing protein A. The record is from RefSeq and is a predicted model, not a curated record. Gene Ontology annotation, molecular function: protein binding. Bases 22 to 588 code for a protein of 188 amino acids. Gene Ontology annotation, biological process: canonical NF-kappaB signal transduction. NCBI's taxonomy places the organism in Eukaryota, Metazoa, Chordata, Actinopteri, Cyprinodontiformes, Rivulidae. The transcript has a single exon.
GUUUCAUCAGAACUAUUGUUGAUGAUGAGCGUGUCUCAGACCCUGGAGACAGAGGAGGACCUCCUGUCUUGUCUCCACAUCAAGAUGUACCACCCGCAGCAGAGUUCUAGAGGUCUUUAUGGGUCCCUCCCUUUGGGAACCAGGAGACGACACUCAGCCGAGGAUCCCCUCAGACUGGGUCGAGACUCUGGGUCCUGCACCUACGCUCUACUGGACCCCCGGGUGUCCCGCAAACAGCUGUGUCUGUCUGCACACCGCUCGGCCCAGAGUCCAGACCUGCUGUUCUCCGUCCAGAACCUGAGUCAGAGAGGGAGGCUGUCCGUGAACAGCUCGGCGCUGGACUACCUGGAGAGGAUGGACCUGCCAGACAAGGCUCUGGUCCGGUUCGGGGAGUACGAGAUGCUGAUCGUCCGCGAGUCUGGGGAGGCCAAGGGUAAUUUUGAGGUGCAGUUUGAGGUUCUGGCAGCGCCUCCGUCCAGAGAGACGUGCACGUGUGUGCCUGGUCUGGGACCAGUGAUGGACACGGGCCUGAUGGUCAGAGAACUUGGACCCCAGGAGACCGACGACACCCUGAUCUGUUACUCAUAACCAAGUAUCGCUUCUUAGACACACACCUGUCAGAACUACACACUGCUGAGCUCCACUUCAAACAGCUGUGGUCACAUCUGCAGUGACGUCACAGAUCCAUGUGGCACUUUGUUACUUUCAUGUAUAACUAAAC